This is a messenger RNA of Aspergillus tanneri, 7626 nucleotides long. Its product is annotated as type I polyketide synthase. Gene Ontology annotation, biological process: secondary metabolite biosynthetic process; fatty acid biosynthetic process. The coding region runs from base 1 to 7626 and encodes 2541 amino acids. The transcript is spliced from 14 exons. Lineage: Eukaryota; Fungi; Ascomycota; Eurotiomycetes; Eurotiales; Aspergillaceae. Gene Ontology annotation, molecular function: phosphopantetheine binding; 3-oxoacyl-[acyl-carrier-protein] synthase activity; oxidoreductase activity. The record is from RefSeq and is a predicted model, not a curated record.
AUGAAGAAGAAAAUCCCUAAUUUAACGAAAAAGUUCCGAACGCCGAUUGCUUUUUCCCGGACAGAAGCUCUUGAUCAACUCCAUAUCACUUGCCAACAGCUUGUCUCCGCGGACGAAGACACCAAGCCCAGACAGAACCUAACCGAAACCAUGCCUACACUUGCACAAGCUGCGAAAGAGCAAUUCGACAGUUUACAUCGCCGGGAAAAGACCCGGCUUUGCCAGGAGGACUACUCGCUCUGUCUCACCAGCACUUGCAACGCCGAUAAGGAUAAUAAAAAUGAGCCUCUUGCCAUUGUCGGUAUGGGCAUGCGUCUCCCAGGAGGAGUUCGCACUGCCAACGCCUUCUGGGACAUGAUAAUCCAGAAGAAAGAUGGCCUGUGCGAGGUACCGGGAACUCGUUAUAAUAUCGAUGGGUUCUACAGUGCUUCCAAGCCACAUUCUGUGAAAACGAGACAUGGAUACUUUCUCCAGGAAGAUCCUACCUUUUUUGACGCCGACUUCUUCUCCAUAUCCAGCUAUGAGGCGGAAAGGAUGGAUCCUCAGCAAAGGAUGCUUCUCGAAGUCGUUUGGGAGUGCUUGGAAAGCGCGGGUGAAACAGACUGGUGGGGAAAGGACAUAGGGUGCUAUGUUGGAGUGUUUGGAGAGGAUUGGCUUGAGAGCGCCCUGAAAGACUCCCAAAAUAUUGAUCGAUUUCACGCCGUCGGCACGGGUCCGUUCGCCCUUGCGAAUCGUGUAUCCUACGAAUUCGAUUUUCGAGGUCCUAGUAUAACUCUUCAAACAGGUUGUUCAUCGUCGCUUGUUGGAUUGCAUGAGGCAUGCCAGGCUAUCCAGGCCGGGGAGUGCAGCGGCGCCAUCGUCGCUGGUACCAGCUUGAUUUUGACCCCAACAAUGACCACAACUAUGUCUGAUAACAUGGUGCUAUCGCCUAGUGGUAUAUGCAAGACAUUUGACGAGAGUGCGGAUGGGUAUGGUCGUGGGGAAGCUAUUAAUGCUAUUUAUGUUAAGACAUUGAGCCAGGCGAUUAAAGACAACGACACUAUUCGGGCAGUUAUCCGAUCCACCUCCACUAAUUGUGAUGGAAGGACCCCUAGUAUCUCUACACCAGGGUCAAGCUCUCAGCUAGAGUUGAUAAAGCGCGCAUACCAAAAGGCCCGCAUUCACGAUAUGUCCAAAACUGCCUUUUUUGAAUGCCAUGGGACGGGUACCAGCGUUGGAGAUACAUCAGAAACAUCCGUCGUCGCCAAGCUAUUCAUGGAAAAAGGAAUUCUGAUAGGAGCCGUGAAACCGAAUGUUGGCCACAGCGAAGGCGCCUCGGGCAUAACCAGCAUUAUAAAAGCCGCUUUGGCGCUGGAGCAUCAGAUGAUUCCUCCAAAUGCGCACUUGACCACGCCAAACCCGAAGAUCCCAUGGGACGAGGGAAAGUUACAUGUCCCCACUGAACCGACAGCCUGGCCGAUGGAUCGUGCCAAGCGCGUGAGUGUAAAUUGCUUUGGAAUCGGUGGCUCCAACGCUCAUGCUAUACUUGAUUCUGCACAGGAAUGCGGUGUACAAUAUAACGAAGUCUUGAAAAAGCACGAUGAAGCCGGGUUGCUUGUUGUUUCGGCAAAGAGCAACGAAGCCUUGAAGAAACGAAUCGCCGAGAUUACUGAAUACAAUAAUAGUCAUCCUUCCUGUUUUCAUGACUUGGCGUACACCUUAGGCCUUCGUCGCGAGCAUCUUUCGCAUCGUGCGUUUGCAGUUGUGAAUCCCGGCGUGCCACUUGACGUUUCUGCUUUCCAGAGUCAUUCUUCGAAGCCACGAGAUAUGGUUUUUGUGUUCACCGGACAAGGUGCACAGUGGCAGGGGAUGGGAAGCCAGCUAAUGGAGGCCUUCAGCAGUUUCCGAAAUGACAUCCAUCUAAUGGAUGAGAUAUUGCACGCAGUUGAUGGAACACUGGAUUGGUCAUUAACGGAUGAGCUUUGUACUCUAGGAGAUAAAUUACGUGUGGAUCGAGCAGAUCUGUCGCAACCGCUAUGCACUGCGGUGCAGAUUGGCCUCGUUAACCUGCUGCAUGGCUGGGGGGUCAAGGCCUCAGCUGUUGUGGGCCACUCUAGCGGCGAGAUUGCGGCGGCAUACGCCGCAGGUGCUCUGACGCUGCGAUCAGCCAUAUUGCUGGCAUUCUAUCGCGGGCAAGUGGCAAGAAACAAAGAUGGCUCAGGAGCGAUGGCGGCGGUAGGACUAGGCCGGGAGGACAUUGCUCCAUAUAUAUCUAGAGUCGAUGGAAUCGCGAUUGCCUGUGAGAACAGCCCUAGUAGCACCACUAUCUCGGGGCAUCAAGACCAAGUUGCACGCUUCCGUGAGUUAAUUCAGAAAGAACAGCCAGAGACCUUCUUUCGCCAACUCCGCGUGAGAAUCGCGUACCAUUCCCACCAUAUGCUGGACUUAGGAAACGUAUAUGAGGACCUUAUGAAACCCUACAUUGAAACUAAUCCGGAGAUGGUGCCUCUGUUUUCUAGUGUUACUGGAAAUAUAAUCACCAAUCCAACAGAGCUCGGCGCAUCCUACUUUCGUCGCAAUCUAGAGUCUCCAGUGCUUUUUAACCUGGCUAUUCAGAACAUCUUUCAACACCAGCCGGGGUCUCAAACCUUCCUAGAGGUGGGCCCGCACUCGGCGCUCGCUGGGCCACUCCAGCAGAUUUUUGCGACGUAUAAGGGCAAGGAUCAUCCAGUGUACAUUCCCACAUUGGUACGCAACAGUGAAAGCAGUGCACGAGAUCAGCUUCUCACAAUGCUUGGUCGUGUCUAUAUAAAUAACACCACCUCGAACCUGUCACGUAUUGUUCAUCACGGACGGCUCUUAAUAGACUUACCAACCUAUCCUUGGCAACAUGCUCGCACGUUUAGAAAUGAAAGCCAUAUAGUGAACAAAUGGAGAACGAGCCAAGUAUCCCAUCAUGAGCUGCUUGGUUCGAGGGUGUCAGGCACAUCGGACCUGGAGCCGAUGUGGCGGAAUGUGUUCCGUUUAGAAGAUGCCCCGUGGGUUGGUGACCAUGUCCUCCAGGGAGACAUCAUCUUCCCUGCUGCUGGCUACAUUUCAAUGGCAGGGGAAGCAGUUAUGCAGCUGCAUGAUGAUGAAGGCUACUCACUGCGCAACGUGACCCUGAAAGAGGCGCUACUUUUAAAGGAUAUGGAGCAUACGGAGAUGGUCACGAGUUUAAAGCCGCUUCGGCUAAAUGAUCUGGCAGACUCAGAAUGGUACACAUUUACCAUUACGUCCCGGUCAAAUGACGAUUGGGUGAAACAUUGCCAUGGAGAGGUCCGGCCUGGAUUUGACACUACUCUCAAACAAGUGGAAGGGGAUAUACCGACUUAUCCAAGAGCUGUUCAGACUGACAAAUGGUACCAGGCUUUAGACCAUUGCGGUCUGAGUUAUGGAGAAUCGUUCCAGGGUCUAGGCGAUAUUUCAGUGGAUCCAAAUGAUUUCCAGGCUGCAGCGACUGUGAAGGAUGACAAGGAGUCAUACACUAGUAGAUAUCCACUACAUCCUACAGUGAUUGAUAAUUGUCUACAGUUGUUCAGCGUGGCAGCCACCAACGGGGUUACUCGCCGCCUGGACAUGAAGGCCAUUCCAACUGCAUUUGAGAAGCUCUCUGUUGCUGUAGGCGGCCCGGCCAUGAGAGUAAUGGCUCGGAGCAGAACGUUGGCGAGCGGUAUCUUGAGUGGCGACGCAACACUUAUGCAAGGCGACAGGGCAGUUCUAUCUAUAUCGAAGGCGACGCUUUUUUCGGUCAAUGCGUUUGAUGAUGAAUCGGCUGUCAUAACAGAGGUCCGGUGGAAGCCAGAUAUUGAACUAUUUCCCGCAAUUGAUAUGGUUAAGAAAGACACUGAUAAUCAGACAUACGUUGAAAGUUUGGUCUUAGGCGAAAAGGCAGCCAUUCUUAAAAUUCUCGAUAUAGAUUCACAAACUCGAGCUGUCGAGACGCAGAUUCCUCAUCUGAAAAAAUGGAUAGACUGGGUACACUCGGAAGCCCACAAGAUCCGGGAGGGCCAACACAGCAUCGUCCCGGAGUCUCAACAGUGGUCUCAUAUGGACGAAAUCAAGAGAAAGGAAUUAUUUGCCUCCUUGAUGGACACUUGUGCUGACAAGCAUGGUCAAACUGCAAAGGAAAUUGACUCCGUAUUAUCCAACUACGAGGCAUUUUUGUCAGGAGAGAUCAAUCCCCUAGAGUACAUGAUGGAUAGUGAAAGACUUCCAGUUAUUUAUUCGUACUCUAUUAGACAUGUGGAUUGGAGUCCCAUUUUGUCCCUCCUCUCUCAUUCCAAUCCCUCGCUGAAAAUUCUUGAGGUUGGUGCUGGAACUGGAGCUGCCACAGCAUAUGCGCUAUCACAGCUGGAAUCGCAGGGAAUCGCAAUGUACUCGAGCUACACGUUCACAGACAUAUCACCAGGAUUUCUAUCCUCCGCGAAAGAAAAAUUCAGUGGCCAUGAGAACAUGGAAUACAAGACAUUGGACAUCAGUCGGGAACCAAUCGAGCAGGGAUUCGAGCUAGACAGUUACGAUCUAGUCAUUGCAUCGAAUGUUCUGCAUGCCACCCCAUCCCUCCAUGCUACGCUACGAAAUGUCAAUAGCUUGCUGAAGCCUAAUGGCUACUUGAUCCUGCAUGAACUUUGGACAGAUCUCCUGACUGUUCCUGUCAUUAUGGGUCUACUUCCUGGUUGGUGGGUCGGUGAGAAUGAUGGCAGAAUAAGUGUUCCAUUUGUUUCACCUGCACGCUGGGACCAUGAACUGCGGAGUGCCGGAUUUACGGGGGCUGAAGUAACACUGUUUGAUGGAGAUCCACCAGUUACUCAAACUUUCAGCAUGAUAUCGAGGACAAUUUCGGCCAAUAUGGAGCCACAGCCGCUGGCAUUAAUUACCUUUGAUGGUAGGAAUCGGUGGGCGACAGAUAUGGCAAGUCGGUUAGGCGCAGAGGGCUUCCACAUAAAUUGGGCCUGCUUACAGGACGAUCCGCUGGAGGGCCAAGACAUCAUAGUGAUUGACCUGGAUAUCCCCUUUCUCUACGACAUUUCGGAGAGUAACUACAAAUUGCUUCAUGAUUAUAUGCUGAAGAUACAGAAUUCCAGGCUUGUUUGGUUUACUCAGUCGGCUCAGCUAGGCUGCAGUGACCCCAGAUUUGGACUGAAUACAGGGUUCUUUCGAACCCUUCGCCGUGAGUUGCAUGUGGAUAUCUCAGUUGUGGAGAUUGACGACAAGCUUGACCCUCGCUCUCUGGAAGCUGCAUUAUCCGCUUACAAGAAGAUUCAAUAUUCACGUAGCAACCCUACAGCAACAGGAAAUGACUAUGAGUUUGUGAUCCGAGAGGGAAUUGUGUACAUUGGCCGUUGCCAUUGGUAUCCUCUCUCAGAGAAGCUCCAGUUGUCGAGUGAGAAGGACUCAGAUGCGCCUAAACUAUUUGAAAUAGGCGGAUCCUUAUUGGAAAGUGCCAAUUGGAAGCAGAUCGACCCCCAGGAACCCGGGCCACAGCAGGUUGAAAUUAACAUACACUAUACUGCUUUAAACUUCAGGGAUAUUAUGGUGGCCAUGGGAUUUGUGGGAAGCAGGGACGAACUUGGCUUUGAAGCAAGCGGUAUUGUGCGCCGAGUUGGCGCCGAGGUCGUUGACCUUUCUCCUGGUGACAAUGUGGUAGUUGUUGGCACCGGCCUUCUGCGAACUCGAGUGGUGGUCCAUCAACAAGAGUGUAAAAAAGUUCCGGAUUCUCUCAGCUUGCAGGAAGCCGUUACAAUGCCCGUGGUGUAUGCGACUGCCAUUUAUUCCCUGGUCCAUAUUGGGUCUUUGAAAAAGGGACAGUCUGUACUCAUUCAUUCUGCAUGUGGCGGUGUCGGGCUAGCAUCCAUUUAUAUAUGCCAGCUUAUUGGUGCUGAAAUCUACUGCACAGUGGGGAACAGAGAAAAGGCCGAGUAUUUAACUAAUUCCUUUGGAAUCCCCCAGGAGCGCAUCUUUGACUCUCGAAGUGCUUCGUUUCUACCAGACGUUAUGCGCGAAACAAAAGGACGUGGGGUCGACAUUGUCCUAAAUUCAUUGGCAGGAGAGUUGCUCCAUGCUUCCUGGGAAUGUGUAGCCCCAUUUGGAAAAAUGAUUGAAUUAGGAAAGCGUGAUCUGCUUACCCAUGGAGUUCUACCAAUGAACCCAUUUGAUGGAAAUAGAGCGUUUUUUGGAGUGGACUUGGCCAAGAUGGGAGACAUAGAUCCUGAGAUCAUUUCAAGACUGUAUGACCAAACAAUACACUGGUGGCGGGAGGGCAAGAUCCCAGCUAUUCAACCGGUGACCAUGUUUGACGCAUUGCAUACUGUAGAUGCGUUCCGAUAUUUGCAGAGUGGUAAGCACAUGGGCAAGGUGGUGAUAGAUAUAUCCGCAAACCAAAAUGAACUGCCCAGUCGGAAAUUGAUCACGGUGAGUUUUUCGCCACAGAAGUCCUAUCUUCUUGUGGGUGGUCUUGGUGGCAUUGGACGUGCUGUUUCAACGUGGAUGGUGGAGAAUGGUGCCCGUCAUCUAGUCUACUUUUCACGAUCAGCGGGACAGUCAGCCGACGACCAAAGCUUCAUACAGGAACUACGGACUAUGGGUUGCAAUAUUGUGUGCGUGCAAGGAAAUGUUACUAGUUUGAUGGAUGUGCAAGGAGCCAUUGCGAUGUGCCCCAGGCCCCUCGCUGGGGUUAUUCAACUAUCGUUGGCACUCGCUGACUGCUUGUAUAAAAAUAUGAGCUACGAGGACUGGUCGGCUGCGCUGGCGCCCAAGAUCACUGGCACUUGGAAUCUCCAUGAGGCAACAAAGGAACUAAACCUCGACAUAUUUGUUCUUUUCAGUUCUAGCAGCGGAUUUGGAGGAAAUGCUGGCCAGGCCAACUACGCCGCUGCAUCCACCUUCCUUGACAGCUUCAAUCAAUACCGCCACCAGCUCGGGCUGUCUUCCUCAGUGAUCGACCUUGGCCCGGUUCUGGACAUUGGCUUGAUCAGCCGUGAUCCGAAACUGAUUCAGGUAUUACGUAGUUCAAUGUUUGCCUGGCUAUCCGAAAGAGAUGUUGUCGCUGGUGUACAACUAGCCAUAUCACGCUCAAAAGCAAUCGACUCGAAUAUGCAAAUGCCAAUAUCCCAGGUAGCUUUUGGUUUUGCAUUUACCAGGAAGGCCACAGAACAAGUUAUCGACCGUUACCUUGAAGGGGAUGCACGACUUGCCCUCUACUACAAGUACAAUACGAGAGUGGCCGCUGGUCCUAAAGACGACGGGACCAGCGCUCGACUACGACGGCUACUAUCUGAAGUAAAAGCGGAUCCCACGGUACUUGAUGAUGAGGAAGCCAAGUCUAGGGCAAAGCAAGAAUUGAUGGCUGUCAUCGCAGUGCACCUUCCUGGGAGCGAAGACAAAGAUGAGGAUGAACUUCGCCAAAUGGCUAUAGAUUCCCUUAUGGCAAUUGAACUCCGAUCCUGGAUCCGUCGGUCUGCAGACUUAGAUUUUAGUGUUCUUGAGAUCUCCAAGGCAGCCACCCUUGGGACCCUAUGUGAUCGGAUUAUUGAGCGCCUCCGAGAGAAGUACUUACCAGAGGAAGCGACUGAUAGCCACGGGCAGUCACCAGGUGCAGACAAAUAG